Messenger RNA from Scatophagus argus, 3285 nucleotides. RefSeq lists its product as uncharacterized. The record is from RefSeq and is a predicted model, not a curated record. NCBI's taxonomy places the organism in Eukaryota, Metazoa, Chordata, Actinopteri, Scatophagidae. The coding region runs from base 184 to 1635 and encodes 483 amino acids. The transcript has 5 exons.
AAACUCCCUGCUAAGCACAGUCAGCACUGAAGGCUGAGAGGAAACAGACAUAACGGAAAAUGAAUCCUCACAUGAACGCGCUCUUAUAGUUGCCCUCCUCAGUCAGAACCUCCACAAAAGACGGAGAAAAGGAUUCCCGACAGGUUUUUGUUGGGAAUCUAUCAUGUCUCUGGCUGGACUGACAUGGCAAAAGUAUUACAAUGCAUGUUCAUCUCCCUCAUCCUCAUCAUCUUAAUCCUCUUCUACACUCUGAGCACACCCAGGACAGUCAGGUCCAUCCCACAGCCCCGCCCGGCUCCAAAAACAUGCCCCUUCAGGAUCUCUGAUGACACCAUCACCCCCCUCAGCAAUACCAAGCACUUACUGGUGUCAGCCUUCAUGGACCAGAGAGUGAAGGGCUUUGACAUUCGCAUCAUUGGAAUAUUUAGGAGAGACUCCAUCCAACCUCUUUACUGUGUUUUCUGCUGUUCAGGCCAUUUAUCAACUACAACUCGAACAAUAAUUUUACAACACACAGACAACUUUGGUUUUCCCUUCACCACGACGGAUGUCAUGUGUCCAAUUCCUCAAAACUGCAAGGCUACACAUGUUAGUCUUCAGACUCAGCAAGACAGAGUGGAGGUAUUUAACCAAACUUGGCUUCCCAUAAGAAACCAGAAGGGGAACGAGGAGAAGAAGUUGCAGUUUGACUUCACAGUUUGUGUGUCCACUCUGUUUGGAGAAUACAACAAUGUGCUUCAGGUUGCACAGACCCUGGAGAUGUACAGGUUGCUGGGUGUGGACAGAGUGGUGAUCUAUAACACCAGCUGUGGCCCAGACCUCGAGCGCCUGCUGCAGGGCUACAGCCAGGAGGGCUUUGUGGAGAUGGUUCCUUGGCCAAUCGACAAGCAUCUGAAUCCAUCUCGUGGCUGGCUCUUCUCACAGAGUGGGGGGGACGUGCACUACUUUGGUCAGCUAACCACGCUUAAUGAGUGCAUUUACAGAUCCAUGGACCGCUCCCGAUACGUCCUGUUGAAUGAUAUUGAUGAGAUUAUAAUGCCGUACCACCACAACAACCUAAAAGUCCUCAUGGAAACACUCCAACAGCAGCAUCCAAAUACAGGGGUGUUCCUCAUUGAGAACCAUGUCUUCCGCAAGGAGCAGUUUGAGCCAAAUGGGAAAUUUCAUCUUCCUCAGUGGAACGGGGUGCCUGGAGUUAAUAUUCUGGAGCACAUCUACAAGGAGGAGCCUCUAAGAAAUGAAUACCACCGGUACAAGAUGAUAAUUCAGCCAAGGAUGGUGGAACAGACUUCAGUGCACGAGCCGCUCAUGAAUUUUGGAGAACGUUACAAAGUUCCACUGGAGAUUUGUCGAAUAAUUCAUGUCCGUGCCUCUAUGCAGCCAUGGUUGCGGCUGGGGCAGCUCAUUGAAGACAAACGACUGUGGGACUUCAGUGACAAACUGAUUCCCAAAGUGGACAAAGCGUUGGAGAGAGCAGUAGUGCUGAGCUCAGAGGGGAAGAUGGACACGCACACCCAACAGGUUAAAUCUGAUGAUGAAUAUACAUCUUCAUCGGCAGGGACAUUUAAUGACAUCAUCCGCGCAGUGAAUAUAAGUGUCAUCGCCAUUUUUUAUUUGUUGUAUAUCGUUUUCUGAAAUGUCGCCGUAUUCUGCAACUAAUGGCAGCCAUACUCACUGCCCUCGACAACAAUAGUCAUAAUGCUGACAGAUUUUUUUGUUACAUGUGCCAAACAAAACAAUUUGUGUUUUACUCCAAAUUUGAAAAAAUAUGUCAAAUGUGCAGGUCAGUAAUUCAGCAGGCCAUAUGAUAAUUAGCUCAGUAACUUUUUUCUUAACAAAGCAGACAGAUUGAGAUCUUGUAUGCAGUUAGAUGCUGCUGAUCUAUCUUGCAACACGGUUUACAAUAUUAUAUGGGCUAAACCAUGUUUACCUUUUGAUGAGGACAAGGUUGGGGAGAUGUUGCCAUUUCUUUUACGUGAAACAUAGAUAAACUGGACAGACACUUAUGCUUUCCAAUGCAGUGUUUCAUAUCUGUAAUAGUUGAAAAUCAGUGUUACUUCUCCAGACUUUUGGAAAGAGUAAAAUCAAAACUUUGCCCGAAUGUGGAAAAGUAGGUUUUAUUUGCUCACAUUGUAGAUAUUCUAACCUUGCUGAACAAGCUAAUUAGGAAGAUAUUUUUUUUAGAAAAAUGCUAAAACUAUUUUAGGAAAAUAGUCUGCUUACAUCAGCACAGCGUGCUCAUAAACCAGGACACUCUGCUAGCGCUGUAUUAGUACAUAUGAUCAACGGUUGAUACAUAUGGAUGGCAGGAAACUAGUUGGAGCUGUGCUGUUGGACUUCACUGCAGCACGUCACUAAGCUCAAAUAUUAGAGCUUCUCACUAUCAGCUCUUGCCCGCAUAAAGAGUUACGUCUCUGGUAGAGCUCUGGCAGUUCUAAGCAGAAGAGUUCAUGCUAAACCUGAGCACUUUUGUAUAUUUGUUUUGUUUUCUCGAACUGUGACUUUUAUUUUCCUUUUUAUUUUUGACUAUUUUUGUUGCUAAUCCAGACAAUAGAAGUUCUUCAACUGUGAGUUCACGGAAUUUUCUCUGGGGACUUUUUCUACUGGAACUAGUCAUGUCUAAAACAACCUCCUCCUGACCAUACAAUCUAUUUGUGAAAUGUGAUGGCAGUCAAGAUGUGGUGCACAAAAUCAAAAUAAUUAACUAAAAAGGUGGUGAAACACUGUAGAGCUGAGUGAAAUUCUGUAUACUGCAUAAAUUAUUGCAGAAAAUAGUGUUCCAGAUACAAGUGUGAUUGACAUUGUCAGGUCGAGGUCAGAACCUUGUGAUUUCACUUCAGGCUAACGGCUCAAAGAUAUUAAUAGCUCAUUGUGUGAGAGCCUAGUCAGACAAGAAUGAGGAUUUCCUGUUUGUAUCUUCAUGGGGGAGGAAUCAGUGACCUACCUCUAGGCACAUUUUCAUGAAUGUGUUUGGGUUUUUUUUUAACUGUCUUUUUAAAAAUAUUUUAUAAAUUGCCGGGCUCAUUGUUACAUAAUAAGAGGGUCAUGUUUCCAGCUUAAAAAAUUUUCUUGCUUAGAAUGAAUUCAUGCUUCCCACUGAGAACGUAAAUCUUUAGUAGGGUGAUGAGCAGGUGAAGCCAAUCAGUGCGGAGCAUCCUGGAAGUUAUAAUAAAAGUGGCGGGAAAAUAAGCGAAGACACUAAGUGGACAACAAGACAGGACAAGGGAAUACAACAAUAAAACAGGACACAGAAAACAGAAUAAACUGUGAAUGUGAACAUGGCCA